This is a messenger RNA of Lachnellula hyalina, 1137 nucleotides long. It is a transcript of the gene erg6, whose product is annotated as Sterol 24-C-methyltransferase. The record is from RefSeq and is a predicted model, not a curated record. Gene Ontology annotation, biological process: ergosterol biosynthetic process. NCBI's taxonomy places the organism in Eukaryota, Fungi, Ascomycota, Leotiomycetes, Helotiales, Lachnaceae. Gene Ontology annotation, cellular component: endoplasmic reticulum. The coding region runs from base 1 to 1137 and encodes 378 amino acids. Gene Ontology annotation, molecular function: sterol 24-C-methyltransferase activity. The transcript has 4 exons.
AUGGCUCCCGCCAAACUCGAAACCGAGGAUCAUUCUCGCGAUGCUGCUUUCAACAAAGCCAUGCACAAGGACUCGUCUGACGCUCAAGGUGGUUUCAGGGCCUUGAUGAAGAAGGACAAGGUCGCCCAGAAGGCUGCUGUCGAUGAGUACUUUAAGCAUUGGGACGACAAGGCUGCAAAAGACGAGACUCUUGAAGACAGAGACGCACGGAAAGCUGAAUACGCUACCCUCACAAGACAUUACUACAACCUCGUCACCGAUCUCUACGAGUACGGCUGGGGACAAUCGUUCCACUUCUGCCGUUUCGCAUACGGAGAAAACUUCUAUCAAGCCAUUGCCCGCCACGAACACUACCUCUCUGCCAAGAUCGGUAUCAAGGAUGGAGACAGGGUCCUAGAUGUAGGAUGUGGAGUUGGUGGACCAGCCCGAGAAAUCGCAAAGUUCUCCGGCGCCCACAUCACUGGCCUGAAUAACAACGACUAUCAAAUCGAGCGCGCAACAAAAUAUGCAGCCAAAGAGGGAAUGUCCGACCAAUUGGCAUUCGUCAAGGGAGAUUUCAUGCAAAUGUCCUUCCCUGAAGCUUCGUUCGACUGCGUCUACGCCAUCGAGGCCACCGUUCACGCCCCCUCCCUCGAGGGCGUCUACUCGCAAAUCUUCCGUGUCCUCAAGCCCGGUGGCGUCUUCGGCGUCUACGAAUGGCUCAUGACCGACAACUACGACAACACUAACGAGCACCACCGCGAGAUCCGUCUAGGCAUCGAGCAAGGUGAUGGUAUCUCCAACAUGGUGCGCAUUUCCGAAGGUAUCGCUGCCAUCAAAGCCGCGGGUUUCGAAUUAGAGCUCCACGAGGAUCUGGCCAAGCGUCCUGAUGCUACGCCGUGGUAUUAUCCGAUUGCAGGAGAUUUCAAGAUGAUGGGUAGUGCCUGGGAUGUUCUCACUAUUGCGAGGAUGACGAAGUGGGGGAGGGGGUUGACGAAUAAGUUUGUUGGUGCGCUUGAGAUGGUGGGCCUUGCGCCAGGGGGUACGCAAAAGACGGCUACGAGCAUGGCGUUGGCGGCUGAUUGUUUGGUUGCGGGUGCCAGAGAGGAUCUAUUUACACCCAUGUACUUGAUGGUUGCGAGGAAACCUUUGAAGUAG